AUGGUCGUCCUCGACUCAAACAGCAAUGGGUACAGAGAUGUUAUCCUGCCACUAGCAUGCCACGACGAGAACCUCGCACAAGCUGUGUCUGUCGUGUCAGCGUUUCACCUCGGUCAGAAAGACCGCAGGUUACAACACGUCGCCGAAACAGGCCAUCAAGCAAUUGUCCAGAAACUACGGCGUGAUUCUUUACAGCUCAGCCCAGAACAACUUUUCAACCCGUAUAUUCUGGCCACCAUCCUGGUGCUUCUUGUUGGAGAAACCAUCACAGGAGCGGAUAAUUAUACCUAUCUUCUCGAGAUGUUGAACUGUCUCACGUCAUAUCCGGAUUGGAUCACAAUGCUGCCGCCGAGUUUGAAAGAAUUCUUUCUUCAGCAAAUCAAGAUGUUCCAACUCUUUGGUGUCCCUCUAGCCGAUGAAUCCAAAGGCCUUCAAGUCCUCACCGGCCCAGAAGCAUACCUAGAUUUCAUGGCCUAUCCCGAACUACCCCCAGAUUCAGAACACCUACCCAACAUCCAAGUAAUCCGCUCCGCCAUUUUCGACGCCUGCAGCAUCUACCGGCGCCGCGCCGAGUCGUGUCUUUCUGACCAAGAGUCCAUCCAUCUCGUCGAGCAGCUGCGUCAAAAGGUGCUCAACCUGGACGCUUCCACCAAAGGCGUGCAUGCACUCGUGUGGACGUACUUUGUAGCAGCGGCAGAGAGUAUCUUACCAGAGCAUAGAGAGUUUUUCUCGACUAGAUUGGCGGGGUUGUAUAGUGUGACUAGUUUUGGGAGUAUUCCUGUUGCGGUCAAAGCAUUAAAGACGAUUUGGGGUAUGCAGGGUCAGAGGAGAUGGACUGAGAUUGUCAGUAGCGAGACUCCGAUUCUUAUCAUGUAG
Messenger RNA from Fusarium poae, 876 nucleotides. RefSeq lists its product as uncharacterized. The transcript is spliced from 2 exons. The record is from RefSeq and is a predicted model, not a curated record. Bases 1 to 876 code for a protein of 291 amino acids. Lineage: Eukaryota; Fungi; Ascomycota; Sordariomycetes; Hypocreales; Nectriaceae.